Molecule: messenger RNA, 1105 nt
Organism: Salvia miltiorrhiza (redroot sage)
Lineage: Eukaryota; Viridiplantae; Streptophyta; Magnoliopsida; Lamiales; Lamiaceae
Exons: 1
Coding region: 162-779 (205 amino acids)
Source: RefSeq, a predicted model, not a curated record
UCAGCAUAUAUAUGUGUAAGAGAAUGAGAUCACGCAUACAUAUUUAGAUACAGAGAUCUUCCUCUUCACAUAAUUCCCUCUGGUUUCCUCUGUUUUAGUAACUCUCUCUCUCUCUAGAAUUCUUGAAGACCGCAGAGAUAAAACGAUUGGAAUUAACAAAAAUGGGGAUUGGGAAUUACAACGACGAAAGCAUUCACGAUCAAAAGAGCAUUUUCUUGCCCAUGUUUUGCCGCUUAUCCAUCAAAGACGUCAAGCUAAACACAGUUCCCAUCUCCGCCGCCGCCGCCGCCGCCGAGCCUUCCUCCCCCAGAGUCAGCUGCAUGGGCCAGGUCAAGCGGAACAGCCGCGUCACCGGCUACCCCUCCGCCACCGCCGCCGCCGCCGCCAUCAUCUCCACCGCCCACCACCACAAACACCACUCCAAGCCCAGAAAAACACACUACUUCUCCACCAAAACCCUACUUCCGGCCACCGCCGCCGCCUCCGCCGGCCGGAAAAGUGGGAGCAGAAGCUGCCGGAGCAACCGGGAAAUAUGUGCGCGAGAUUCAAGAAGAUCGGUGGCGAAGACUUGUAACUACGAUCAAGAUUGUAGUGUGAAGGCGGCGGCGCUGGAUAUUAGCAAGAUGGAUCCGCCGCUGCCGGUGGUGAAGAGGGAGGCGCCGCCCCGCGAUGAGGUGAAUUUGUGGAAGAGGAGAUUUGAUGGUGUGAAGAGCAUGCAUAAUAUCGAACCGAUUCAUUUGCCGGCCAAGAAAUUUCAACCGCCGCCGACGACAGUAUGAUAUAUACAUAUAGGCAGGAAUUAAAUCGUACUUAUUCAUCGAUCAAUGCCAAUGGAUCGAAUAAUUUAGUUUGCAGAUGUUAAUGUAAAUGAAUUCAAAAGAAUACUAUAGAUUUUUUUUUUCUUUAUUCUUUUGUUCUUUUUUCUUCUUUUUCUUGCUUUUUUUAACAGAACGGUUUUUGACAGUGAUAGUCGGGGUUUGAUGUUUGGGUUCAAAAUUAAGGUUGUCCCACAUUUUGAAGAAUAUUGGGGAUUUUAUUCCAUUUUCGUGUAUUUCUGAUUGUUUUAGUGUUUAUUUUCUAAAUAAUAUUAAUACUAGUUUAUGUC